GUGUGUGUGUGUGUGUGUGUGUGAGAGAGAGAGAGAGAGAGAGAGAGAGAGCGAGAGCGCAUACACUGCGCGUGGUGGUGUAAAUUAACGCUUCUUUCCAGAACCCAGAACCAGCCCUGGAAUUUUAUUUGAUCAGUCUUUCCUAAACCAAACCGACACUGGGGUUGUCAUUAAUCAAAAUAUUCGGAACUGUUUUCCACACCAACAGUUUAAUUUUCACAGUCACCGGUAACGUGAAGUCAUCUGGAAAUCCACGGACAAGUGACUGGCCGAAGUGCGAGAAGAGACGGAGUGAUGUUUUGGGAAUUUGUCCAGAAUUAUGACUGAGGAAUUAAAUAAUCUACUGCGUCAAAGGUUUGACAUGAUGGAAUGGACUCCUAUAUCAUAAAAGAAAAAAGCUCUUCUGAACUGACACAUGGUAAAAAUGGAGUCAUGGACAUUACUCCCUGCUCCCUCUAACCUUUCCUUUUUUGAACCUCUUCUUUAUGACAGCUUCUUCCCAGUCAAUGAAUCUGACUUUAGCCCAGAUGAUUAUCCUCACAACAUCACUCACCAUGCCUUUGACCAGACAAGCUCUGUGGUUAUCACCUUUGUGUACUUUGUGGUGUGUGCUGUUGGACUCUGUGGCAAUGCACUGGUCAUGUAUGUGAUCCUUCGUUAUGCUAAGAUGAAGACUGUCACCAACAUCUAUAUCCUUAACCUGGCUGUUGCAGAUGUCCUGUGCAUGCUUAGCUUGCCCUUUAUUGCAAUUCAGCUAGCAUUGCUUCACUGGCCUUUUGGUGCUGCCAUUUGCCGUAUUGUCCUAACCAUGGACUCAUUGAACCAGUUCACCAGCAUUUUCUUCCUGACCGUGAUGAGCAUUGACCGGUAUCUUGCAGUGGUACAUCCAAUCAAGUCAACUAAAUGGCGCAAACCACGAGUGGCCAAAACUAUCAGCCUUGCCAUGUGGGGGGUGUCACUGCUGGUUAAUUUGCCCAUUAUGAUCUUCAGUGGCCUGAACACUAAUAAGAAUGAGGCACGGACAUGUACUAUGCUGUGGCCAGAACCUCAAAAUACCUACUACACUGCCUUCAUUUUCUAUACCUUUUUAAUGGGCUUCUUUCUGCCACUUAUUGUUAUUUGCCUGUGCUACCUGCUCAUCGUGAUAAAGGUGAAGUCCUCAGGGGUGAGGGUUUGCUCCAGCAAGCGAAAGCGUUCUGAGCGCAAAGUGACACGCAUGGUAUCCAUUGUGGUGGUCGUGUUUGUGCUCUGCUGGCUACCGUUCUUCAUGUUUAAUGUGGCAUCUGUGACUGGAACACUUAUCCCUACACCUGUGCUAAAGAGCACCUUUGAUUUCGUAGUGGUACUGGGAUAUGCCAACAGCUGCGCCAACCCCAUUCUCUAUGCAUUCUUGUCAGACAACUUCAAGAAGAGCUUCCAGAAUGUUCUUUGCCUCAAGAGGGUGGGCGGCCUGGAUGAAAUUGAACGUAGUGACAGCCGGCAGGACAGGACACGGAUGGUGAAUGACAUCAUCACAGAGACUCACAAUGCUGCCCUGCUUAAUGGUGAUCUGCAGACAAGCAUUUAGGAAUGGCCAGGAGAUCUGGAGUUACACCUAAAUGAUAACCAGGACUACUAUAACGGAUAGAAGAUCACUAUUCUUCAGUAUAUGAAAUUUAAUUCAUUCAUUCAUUCAUUCAUUCAUUCAUUCAUUCAUUUAUAUGUAACGUUUAAAUCUGUUCAUUUACAUCCAAAUCCCAUUUACAGUAUUGACUAUGAAGGGGGAUGGUACUCAAUUUGAUGAGGACUACUACCCCUUCUCUGGACACAUUUGUGAACACAUUUUGAGGAGACCUGAAUGUUCCAGCAAAAAGAAGCCUCAGAGAAGUGAUUACCAUCAUGAAGAUACAUUGAGAAUGCCACUCAAUCACUGUAGAUAAAAACAUUUGUUUGCAUUGUGUUUCUCUGCACAACAGCUAUAACUGUAACUGUUUGUUCAUAUCUAUUGCUGAAAAAAGGUCAUUGACCUCAUAAGGUAAACAGAAAUUAGUUCUCAAUUGACACAAUAUUGGCCUGCAAAAAACCCUCAGUUAUGACAUUAAUACUUCACUGUAGAAGGAACACUAGAAGGACAGAAGUGUAAAAUGAAGAAUAAUGUUGUUGAAACAUGCCAUCGUUAAAUAAAUAUCUGAAUAGAAUAUGAAUACCAUCCAGACCUGAGAAUUACACAUGUAAUAUUAAUAAUGUUUAAUAAACCCUAAUAAUAAAAUGAAAAAUCUAUUACUCAUCUAAGCUCAUUAUAGCAAACAUUUGGCAAUGUGCACCAGCAAAUUACCGAACUCAUUAAAAUUUAAUGACUGCAUCAGCAAAACAGCCUUAGGCAACAUAGUAUUAGCUUCAUAUGAAACAAUUUUUCAUUUGUAUAUUAUAUGGGAAAUAAUUUUCCUGACACCAUAUGGUUGUGACUUUCAGUUAUAUUUAUAUGACAUUUAUUUACUUAAACACAUCUAUGAGGUCAUUAGUGUCUAGAUGCUACUGUGUUGUUUAUUUAGUCAGGGUUUGCUGAAUUUGAAAACAGAGAAAAUUAUUUAUAUUUGGGUGAUCAGUGAUACAGAAAAAUGCAUUCUAAAUCGUUCCAUGAUUUUUGUUUAGGAAGCUACUAGAAAGUUGUUGGACAUGCCAGAUAACUUGUAUCGUUGUUGGACUUGCCAAAUAGAUCACAUGUCUUUGAGUGUCUUGAGACACAUUUUUGAGUCAUACAUAAAUAGAGUCCUUUCUACUUGGUGAGAAAAAUAGAGGCUGUGGGCAAAAGUAAACUGAGGGUAUACUUUAUCAGUCUUUGACUGCAAUAUUUGAAAGAAAAUGGCAUCAUAUUUUAAAUAGAUUAAAUACUAUUAUGAUGAAUGGGCCACAGCUAAGCUGUAAUGUUAGAUGCUUAAGGACAAUUGGACAUGUAAUUUCCACUUUAGGCAAUGAUACAGGCUAAUCCAUCAAAUGAGCUACACCAUUAAAUCAUUUUCCAGCACUGAAAAUAUUACACAUGAAUUCUGAAGAAGAUGUCAAGACUCGUAUUGGGGAAAUGCUCUGAAAUAGCUGGUGUGCUUGUGUUUAAUCAAAUGACUUUAACAAUGAUUCAUUAACGUGUCUAUAAAAUACUGUACAGAUAUAUAAAAUCAUAUAUAAAAGCAUUGAAUAUCAUAUAAAAGCACUGAAUUUGUGUGUGAUUGUGCAAAUAUCUUAAGCCUGUUUAUCUCGACAGUGUUUGUUUGUCUGUCAAUAAUAUAGAGACAUAUAAUAUUAAGAAAUUACAUAGCAUAAAUACUAUAAAUGUAACAGGAAUUUACUUUUAUUAUUUAAAGUUAUUGAUGUAAGAUCAUGUUAAAUAAGUAGGGGAACAUGGGUUUGUUUCUUGGAGGUAGUAUAGCUAUUUCAUGUAUUUAUUAAAUUCACUGGCUAAAUCAGGUGUGUAUGUGGCAGAAUGUAAGAAAUUAGUGUUUUAGAUUGUGAACAUUUUAAAAUACUUUUCUAAAUAUGAUGUAAAAACUGUAAACUGAAAAAAAGAAUCAAAUUGCAUAAGUUGGACCAGAAAAUGGUGUGGAAGACCCACAAAGUUGUCUACAUCUUAAUGGCCAAUAGAAUUAAGGGAGAGAAGGACACCAAAGGCAGUGCUGGCAAAGAGAAGUUUUGAAGGACUGGUCUUUUUUGUAAAAAAUAAAUAAGUAAAUAAAUAUGACAAGUAGAACCAGAAAAUAUUGUGGAAUUAUUGGUCUAUAUGAGAUUAUGUUGAGGUAAUGGGUUGGAUCUCUCAUCACCCUGGAUCUUCUAGUAAAACCUUACAGCACCAGACAACUUCAAAUGCACUGUAAACAUGUUUAAAAAGCAGUAGUACUGAACUUUUGCCUUCUCUGUGUUUGAAACAUUAAACUGCAACUUACUUGCGGA
Molecule: messenger RNA, 3921 nt
Organism: Ictalurus punctatus (channel catfish)
Lineage: Eukaryota; Metazoa; Chordata; Actinopteri; Siluriformes; Ictaluridae
Gene: sstr2a
Product: somatostatin receptor 2a
Exons: 2
Coding region: 416-1567 (383 amino acids)
Biological process (GO): cellular response to glucocorticoid stimulus; cellular response to estradiol stimulus; neuropeptide signaling pathway
Cellular component (GO): membrane; neuron projection
Molecular function (GO): somatostatin receptor activity; neuropeptide binding
Source: RefSeq, a predicted model, not a curated record